Fusarium falciforme is the source of this 762-nucleotide messenger RNA. RefSeq lists its product as hypothetical. Lineage: Eukaryota; Fungi; Ascomycota; Sordariomycetes; Hypocreales; Nectriaceae. The record is from RefSeq and is a predicted model, not a curated record. The transcript is spliced from 2 exons. The coding region runs from base 1 to 762 and encodes 253 amino acids.
AUGGCUCGACGAUCUCUUUUCGCUGUCGCGACGCUCGCCUUUGGCAUUCUUGGUGCUAAUGCCGGUCCUUGCCGACCUGCCACGACCGUGACGAGCGUCGUCGAGACUUCUUCGACUGCCGUGGCUGAGACAUCGUCGACUACUCUGGUAGAGGCUUCGUCCACUACCGUGGUAGAGAGCUCUUCUACCACCCUAUUCGAGACUUCUACUUCUCUGGCCGAGUCCUCAUCUACUACAAUCGCCGAGACCUCGACGACUUCUGAAGCGCCAGACUGCGACACAACCCAGGUGCUCGUCAACCCGAGUUUCGACGACGAUGACGGCGCUCCCUGGACUGGCAUUGGCAACCUCAGAAGCACCUCUGAACCUCGCACGGGUAGCCACAACCUGCGCGCCGUAUUCAACGGUGGCGGUGUUGAGACCUACACAUUUUCCCAGACCCUGACCAACCUCAACGGCCCCUACCGACUGUCCUACUACUGGCGCGUUGCCGGCAUUUCCUCGUGGAUGCCAGACCCCGGCUUUAGCUGCAACAUUGUGCCCACCGUUGGAACCCGUCGAUUCAACGGGGUGAGCCCCUGGAACGGCGCGAACUCUUGGACUGAGGCCACCGAGAUCUGGACUCCGUCGAGCCCCUCAGGACAUGUGGACCAGGCUACGGUGUCUUUCAAGGUCAACUGUAAUGGCGAUUUUAACCAGAUGGUCCUCGCAAUCGACGAUGUAACCUUUACAGAGAUCAAGUGCGAACCCAUCUCAACCUAA